This is a messenger RNA of Dictyostelium discoideum AX4, 2511 nucleotides long. RefSeq names its product peptidase S16, Lon protease family protein. NCBI's taxonomy places the organism in Eukaryota, Evosea, Eumycetozoa, Dictyosteliales, Dictyosteliaceae. Bases 1 to 2511 code for a protein of 836 amino acids. The transcript is spliced from 2 exons. The record is from RefSeq and is a predicted model, not a curated record.
AUGGGAUCACCAACUCAUUUCGGGUUAUUUUUAAUUUCUGAUGCUGAAAGGGAAGUACAUAUGGAGGAAUUGAAAUCGCAAGAGGCAUCAAAAUCUAAACCACCAUCAAAACCAAAAUCAAAUUUUACAACCUUUUCCCAUGGCACACCUGAUCUAUCAAAAAUUCAUAAAGUUGGUAUGUUGGCAACAGUCUGUCGAACACAAGGUUAUUUCGUAUUAGGUGGUGGCCCAAUAAUUGAAAUUACUGGUGUUUCAAAUGAUCAUGAUAAUAAUAAUUCAAAUUUAGUUGAAAUUACUGAAUCAAAAAAUGAUACAUCAGAUUCAACAACAACAACAACAACAACACCAUCAACAUCAAUAACACCAAUAACUACACCAGUUGUACCACAAAUACCAACAAGUAAAUAUUUAAAAGUUUCAAUUGAACCACAUGAAUAUAGUGAACUAGGUGAUUCUUUGACCGUUAGAGCAUUAAGACUUCAAUUGGUAAAAUGUAUUUAUAGUGCUAUCAAUAGAUAUCAAGAUUCCAGUUUUGCUCAACAUUUAAAACAAAUUUGUAUGUUACCAAUAUUUAAAAUGGAUGAUUCAAGUUUACUAAAUUCAAUUGGUCCAUUGUGUAUCUCUUCACCAAGUGAAUAUCAAAAACUAUUAGAAUGUAAAAGUUUAGAAGAGAAAUUAAAUAUGGUUUUAUCAAUGCUUGUUAAAAAAUGUGAAGUUUUUGAUUUCAAUUUUUCAAUUGAAAAACAAUUAGAAGAAAAAACAAUGGCACAACAAAAAAAAUAUUUUUUAACCGAACAAAUGAAAUUAAUUAGAAAGGAGUUGGGAAUUGAUUUGGAUGAAAAAGAGACAAUAAAGAAUAAAUUUAAUAGUAGAUGGAAAGAGAUUGCCGUAAUGGAUAAACAAAUCUUACAAGUUUUUAAAGAGGAGAUGGAUAAGUUAUCAAGUUGUGAAUCAAAUUCAUCAGAAUAUAAUACCUCUAGAAAUUAUUUGGAUUGGAUGACAUUGUUACCAUGGAAUGUAUACACAAAUGAUAAUUUCGACAUUUCAAAGGUUAAAGAGAUAUUAGAUAGAGAUCAUUAUGGUUUAAAAGAUAUUAAAGAAAUGAUUCAAACUUUUAUUGCAGUUGGUAAAUUGAGAGGUUCCAUUGGGGGUAAAGUGAUUCUAUUGGUGGGACCACCGGGUACCGGUAAGACAUCAGUUGGUAAAUCGAUAGCAAAUGCAUUGGGUCGUCAAUUCCAUCGUAUUUCAGUGGGUGGUUUAUCCGAUGUUUCAGAGAUUAAAGGACAUCGUCGUACUUAUGUAGCAUCGAUGCCAGGUAAAAUCAUUCAAGCUUUGAAAACCGUUAAAACUUCAAAUCCCGUUAUUCUAAUCGACGAGAUUGACAAGAUCUCUCGUUCUUCACAAGGUGACCCAAAUUCAGCACUUUUGGAAGUAUUGGACCCACAACAGAAUAAGAAUUUCGUGGAUUACUAUUUGGAUGUACCUUAUGAUCUUUCAAGGGUACUUUUCAUUUGUACUGCCAAUGAUGCCGAUUCAAUACCAGCUCCACUAUUGGAUAGAAUGGAAGUUAUGACAUUGAAUGGCUAUAUUCAAUCUGAACAAAUGGAGAUUGCAAAACGUUACCUCCUUCCAUUGGUACGUAAGGAAACCGGUAUCUCCGAGGAGCAAUUGCAAUUCACACCAGAGGCAAUUAAGAAGCUUUGCGAACUCUAUUGUAGGGAGGCGGGUGUUAGAAAUUUAAAGAAAUUCAUUGAUAAAAUAUUCAGAAAGAUGGCAUAUAAACUCUCGAUGGGUAUGGAACAAAGUGUAAUUAUAACACCAGACAAUUUGGAACAAUAUGUGGGUCCUAUCAAAUAUCCAUCAAGUCGUUUAUUCCAAAAACAAAAACCAGGCAUUGUUAUGGGUUUAGGUGGUAGUUUAAUUCAUAUUGAAAGCGCUUUGGAUAGAUUUACCAAUGGUCCAACCGUAACAACAACCGGUUCACUCGGUUUGGUAAUGAGAGAAUCCAUUGAUAUAUCCUAUAGUUAUGUUAAGGAUUUCCUUUUGAAAGUGGAUGCCUCAAAUGAUUAUUUCCUCAAGAAUUCAAUUCAUAUUCAUGCUCCAGAUGGUUCAACUCAAAAAGAUAUCUCAAGUGCUGGUAUUACAAUCGUUUCAUCAUUAUUAUCAUUGGCAACUGGUAAAUUGGUUAAACCUGAUCUUGCUAUGGUAGGUGAAGUUAGUCUAACUGGAAAGGUCAUUGGUGUAUCUGGUAUUGUUGAAAAAAUAGUUUUGGCUAAAAGGGAAUCCAUUAAAACCAUUAUCAUUCCAAAAGAGAAUAAAAAACAAUUGGAAGAAAUUCCAGAUUUCAUUAAAGAAGGUAUUGAAAUUUAUUUGGUAGAUUAUUAUUCUGAUGUUUAUUCAAUUGCUUUUACAAAUGAUUCAACUAUAAAACCAUUAAUUUUUAAUGAUAAUAAAGAAAAUCAAAAUGAAAAUGAAAAUCAAAGUGAAGUUAAAAGUACUAUCAUACAAUAA